AUGACGGCACCGAACCACCUGGCUCCUCCCGUCAGAAUCAUCACCUCGCACAACAGCGAAGGCAACGCGAUCAUAUCAGAUGCAAUCCCAGAAACCCCAAAACCACAGCAAGUUGAAGAUGGCAAAGCUGCAUUCUACCUCCAGUACUGCACCGAAAAAUUCCCCGUCGAUAUGAAUGAAGACAAAGACCUCGCCGCGUAUCAAAAGUAUACAUCAUCAGCACCAGGUCUAGUCGUAAGCGGCGGCACCGUCCUUCGACACGUGGACAUGUCACCCGGAUUACUCUCGCCGAUGCAUCGCACUGUUUCACUGGACUAUGCUAUUGUGAUUGAGGGAGAGAUCGAGUUGAUCCUGGACAGUGGCGAAACACGGAUCAUGAAGCCGGGCGAUAUUGCGAUUCAGAGAGGCACGAUGCAUGCGUGGAGAAACACCAGCGAGACUCAAUGGGCGCGUAUGUUGUAUGUGUUGCAGCCAAGUACGCCCUUGACGGUUGGUGAGACGAAGUUGGGGGAGGAUUAUUCAGAUAUGAAGGGCGUGAGGGCGUCGACGUAG
Zasmidium cellare ATCC 36951 is the source of this 552-nucleotide messenger RNA. RefSeq lists its product as uncharacterized. The record is from RefSeq and is a predicted model, not a curated record. Bases 1 to 552 code for a protein of 183 amino acids. NCBI's taxonomy places the organism in Eukaryota, Fungi, Ascomycota, Dothideomycetes, Mycosphaerellales, Mycosphaerellaceae. The transcript has a single exon.